Molecule: messenger RNA, 3456 nt
Organism: Ylistrum balloti
Lineage: Eukaryota; Metazoa; Mollusca; Bivalvia; Pectinida; Pectinidae
Product: ranBP-type and C3HC4-type zinc finger-containing protein 1-like
Exons: 11
Coding region: 149-1888 (579 amino acids)
Biological process (GO): protein linear polyubiquitination; proteasome-mediated ubiquitin-dependent protein catabolic process
Cellular component (GO): LUBAC complex
Molecular function (GO): ubiquitin binding; ubiquitin-protein transferase activity
Source: RefSeq, a predicted model, not a curated record
AAACAACCCAAAUUAUCGUACAGGAAAUCAUUUCAUUGGAGCCCUUCAUCAGAGAGAAUCAUGUCGUCUUCUUGAUACGUAACAUAAUUGAGACACUCCACACUCAAGCAUACAAUGAAUUUGUCAAGAUUUUAGUCAAGCUUGAAACAUGAUUCAGGAUAUUGAAACAAGUCACUUUGAAGAUCUAAAAAAGUUGGCACAGUUACUAAAGACCGCUAUAGAAAUAGGAGAUACAGAAUUAGCCUUGAAAUAUACAGAACAUUUGGCUGCAAGUAAGAUCGCUUGUAAAGUGAAGGUUCUGUCCCGGUUAAGGACUUCAGGAGAUGAGGAAUUCAGCAUCAAGGUCCAUGUUGAAGACAUGGAUAAUAGUGGAGGGACUAUCUCCCUUAUGGUCAGACUAGCAGACACCAUCCUUGACCUGAAGAAUAAGAUGUUCGAGUUUCACAAGUUUCCGGUGGAGAUCCAGCAGUGGGUGAUUGGGAAGGUCAUGCCCAGUGACCUUGACACACUUAGACAGUAUAGUCUUAUGGAGGGCAGUGUCAUUUUUCUUUACCUCAUUCACACCAACCCAGACAUCACCAAGGGAACCAAGAUGAAUGAUGGGAUGCUACUCCAGAUCAUGGAACAAGAUUAUCAACAUGCUAAAGUAAAAAGGAAUUCAAUAGGUAAACCUAGCCCUGCUCCAAAUUCCCCAGCCCAAGUCAAUCCAAACUCCACCCCAGGGCUGCUUUUCAUAAACAAAGCCAUGGGCCGAAUGUCAAUCAGCAGGCCUGAAGGUGAAGGUCAAAUAUCAAGGGCAGCCACUGUUGAGGAAGAAGAACAUCUAUAUCUAUCAGACCUUCCAAUGGAUGGAGCAAGACCAAAGCUACCUCUGAUGGGAGAGUUGGGAAAAGUCAACAUGAUUGAUCACAAGAAGGUAGGCUGGACAUGUGGAGCCUGUACCUUUGUCAAUCAGCCGUUACGGCCAGGAUGUGAAAUCUGUGCUGGUCCUCGACCACCAGAUUACAAAGUGCCCCCAAAUUAUGUGCCAACUGAUGAUGAAAAGAGAAGAUUGCAACAAGAAUCGCUGGAAGAAGAAGAGGUAAAAAGGUAUGAGAACAAACGUCGUGAGAAACAGUUGGUGCGACGACAGGAGAACUUUGAGCGCCUCCUGGCAGUCGAAGAGCAGCACCUAGUAGGCAACACUGAGGAGAUUGACUGUCCUAUCUGUUUUGAUACAAUACAACCAGGCGAAGGUGUAGUUUUACGAGAAUGUCUUCACUCGUUUUGCAGAGACUGUCUCCAGGCCGCAGUCCAGCACAAUGAAGAGCCUGUCGUCAGAUGUCCCUUCAUGGAUUCAGAAACCGUCUGUAAUGCACCACUCCAACAGCGGGAAAUCAAAGCGUUGGUGCCAGUUGAAUUGUUUGAGAAGUACCUUCAGCGGAGCUUGAGUACAGCGGAAAGUCAGGAGAGAAAUAGCUUCCACUGCAAAUCACCUGACUGUCCGGGAUGGUGUAUCUACGAAGACAUGGUCAACUUUUUCCAGUGUCCCGUCUGUAAACACGAAAACUGCCUCACUUGUAAAGCCAUCCACACGGGACUGAACUGUAAACAAUACCAGGACGACCUGGUGAUCCGUGCCAAGAAUGACGAAGAUGCAAGAAACACACAACAGAUGUUAGAGAACUUGGUGAAAUCUGGCGAUGCCAUGUACUGUCCAGGUUGUAAAGUUAUUGUUCAGAAGAAGGACGGAUGUGACUGGGUCCGAUGUUCCAUCUGUAAACUUGAGAUAUGCUGGGUCACAAAAGGGCCAAGAUGGGGACCUUUGGGCACUGGAGACAUAAGUGGUGGAUGUGGAUGUCGUGUUGGUGGACGUCGAUGUCAUCCACAGUGUAAUAAUUGUCAUUGAACACAGUGAUGGACAUGGAUGUCGUGUUGGUGGAUGGACAUGGAUGUCGUGUUGGUGGAUGGACAUGGAUAUCCUGUUGGUGGAUGGACAUGGAUGUCGUGUUGGUGGAUAGACAUGGAUGUCGUGUUGGUGGAUGGACAUGGAUGUCGUGUUGGUGGAUGGACAUGGAUGUUGUUCUGGUUGAUGGACAUGGAUGUCGUGUUGAUGGAUGGACAUGGAUGUUGUGUUGGUAGAUGGACAUGGAUGUUGUGUUGGUGGAUGGACAUUGAUGUCGUGAUGGUGGAUGGACAAGGAUGUCGUGUUUUUGGAUGGACAUGGAUGUCCUGUUGGCGGAUGGACAAGGAUGUCCUGAUGGUAGAUGGUAGAUGUCUUCUAUCCAGUAUGGUUUAAUGCUGGUAUAUAUACCAUCAAUGACCUAAUUAAAAAUUCUGAUCAUUUGACAUUUUUCUCCUUUGAUGAGUUUCUUCAUAAAUUUUUAAUCAAUACCAACUAUUUACAGUAUUAUGGCUUGAUUACAGCCGUCAAGUGUUUCUUGAGAAAACAUGACUUCCAUCCAUUAGGACUAUUUCAGCCUUUUAUACCACUUCUAUGGGAAAUUUUUUAUAAAAGUCAAAAAGGUGCCAAAGACUUCUACAAUGCUGUUAUUAAACCAGCACCAACCCCUACUGGUAUUCGAAAAUGGAAUGAUGAGUUUGACUUUGAUGAUCAGAAGUGGAAAAAUAUAUUAAUAAUUCCGUUUACUAUUACAAAAAGUUCUAAGCUACAGUGGUUUCAAGUAAGGAUUAUACAUCACAUUCUGGUUACGAACUCCUUUCUUUUCAAUAUUAAUUUAAUUCCUAGCCCUUUAUGUACACUAUGUAAUAUGGAAAGAGAAACAAUCGUUCACUGUCUAUGGGAGUGUAUAGAGGUACAGACUCUAUUGGAGAGAUUUGAGUCUCUUCUUGAUAUUCUUCUGAUUCCUUUCUGGAUAAACAAAGAAACAUAUUUAUUUGGAAUUAUCCAUCCUAAUGCUAACACUGUAGAUAACGAAAUCUUAAUUCUCAUUAAACACUAUGUUUAUAUGUCAAGAUGUCUACAAAAAUCUCUUAAUUUAAAUGCUCUUAUAAAUAAGAUUAAGGAUCAUUUCCAUGUUCAAAAGUACAACAUUUCCAGCAAAAACACUAUUAUGAAAACAAAUUUUGAGAAUAAUUGGAAAAAAUGGAUGCUCAUUUUGGAACUAUAGUAUGUAUGCUAACAAGUCUGUUCCCAAUGGCCAUGGUCUUGACUUUACCAAACUGACUUUAAAUUUAUUGAAUUUCCACAAAAUUAGUGCUAUUUUUAUUUAAUAAUGAUUAUUACCCUCCCAUUUCUCUCUCUCUUUCCCUCUCUCUCUCUCUCUCUCUCUCUCUCCCUCUCUUUCCCUCUUUCGCUCUCUCUUACUCCUCUCUCCCUCUCUCUUUUUUUUGUUUAGGAUGUAUAAUGUUUUUUUUAUAUAUAUAUAUAUAUAAAUAUAUUCAUGAGUGAGUAUGUGAGAAAAUAUCUUUGAUAAGUGUAAGUGAUAUGAUAUUUUGUGUGUGUGUGUGUGUGUG